Molecule: messenger RNA, 249 nt
Organism: Suillus clintonianus
Lineage: Eukaryota; Fungi; Basidiomycota; Agaricomycetes; Boletales; Suillaceae
Exons: 1
Source: RefSeq, a predicted model, not a curated record
AUAGGACACAUUGGGAAGGAUGCAGUGAUGCAUUUGGGCCGUGUUGCACAGGGUGUCACCAUCGAUUCACCAGCUCUGCUAUCCCACUGUGAGUCAUGUAUAAUGGCCAAACACCCUCAUCAGCCCUUCCGGUCCUCUGAAACAGAACGUGCGAACGCCUUCCUCGACCUCAUACACGCUGAUGUGUGCGGGCCACUUCCCACUGUCACUCCCCAUGGGAAAUACUAUUUCAUCAUCUUUCUUGACGAC